Scaptodrosophila lebanonensis is the source of this 3368-nucleotide messenger RNA. RefSeq lists its product as uncharacterized. The coding region runs from base 243 to 3116 and encodes 957 amino acids. Lineage: Eukaryota; Metazoa; Arthropoda; Insecta; Diptera; Drosophilidae. The record is from RefSeq and is a predicted model, not a curated record. The transcript is spliced from 3 exons.
CUUUUCGUGUCUAAUCAACAAAAAAUAAAAUUAAAAAUUUUAUAUAAAUUAAAGUAUAUAAAAAAUUACACCCCAACUCAUUUGGGUUUCGGCUGCUAACGUUGAUAAAUCCUUGUUCGAAAUUAAUAUUUGAAAAAAAAAAUUAAUUCAAAACGCGCGUAAUCUCCACAACCAAACCACAUCCACACUACUGAAUUAUAUAGAGCAGACCGAAACUAGCACGUUGUUUUCGUCUCAGCAAAAUGGCGCCCUGCCUUUUCAUUUUUGACAUCGUGGUGUCACAUCUGGAGGUGUUCACUCAACAGAUUGUCGAUCCAAAGAUGUUAGUAGUGGAUGCAACCUUUAACCGUUUUAAUUUACCCAUCACGUCGAGUCGAAUUAACGUAACCGAGUUCAAGGCAAAUACGGGAAAGGAAUUUGUUGCUGAACCGAAAAGGUUGCGCGCAACUCUUGAGGAAUGCGGGCUGCCUGUGGUCGUGAGGUACAAAGACAGUGCGGUGGGUUCCGGAAAAAUUUGUUUUCCACAGAUGGUCACAGAUCGCAUAGAGGAGGGAAUGAGCGAUUUAAUGCACGUUGAUAGCUGCAACUUGGAUCGUGAUGGAGAGGUCGUCGGAAAGUUGGAAGUUCUAUGCAGACUAAUAAUAAAAUGCGAGCAGCUAAGGCCUGAAGAAAAGGACUGUAAAAAGAACAUGGAUAAGAGCAUUAAUCCGCAGGAUAUUCUAUUUGUCAUGGGCGAGUCGCAGCACUGUCCUAGCCCUUGUGAUCCCUGUCUGGAUGCGCUAGAGCCCGAAGAGGGGGAUGAGCGCCUAAAUUUGGAUCUUCAGCGCUAUCGCAGCUAUAAUGGAGGUACAGGUGGAGGCCUCGCAAAGACACUGGAAAUGAUGCACCAGCCGGCUGGAAAUGCUGCGUGUUGUGAGCUCAAGAAAAUGGCCAUGGAAUAUGAGCGAAUGAUAGAUUCAAUAACCAAGGGAACGGGACAGCCACCACCCCCGAAACCACCUUGUCGAGCGCAGGACGAUAUAUACCCUCGGCAUAGUUCACCUAAAAUGCCAACCAUGGAUAUGAACGUAUGCCAAGAAACUAAUAUACCUUGUUUCUCGUAUUCGAUGCAACAACCAUCUACUAACACAUUUGGCGAUGGUGAUUCCUUAGGAAUUGGUGUUAAGCCGAUACGUUUCUGUCCAGUCUGUCUGACCAAUAUGUCCUGGCUGCCGAAAUUCGCUGCGUGUCCCAAAUGUGGUGUGAAGCCCACGCCCGUUGUCGAAGAGCGUCUCAAGGAAAAGAAACUGACUGCUGAUCAGAUUCUGCAAGAGUAUCUGGGUAAGCCACCCGAAACCAUUGACGACUAUUGUGUCGAUCCGUGUGCAAAGGCGGCUAAAGAUAAAGCCGCUGGCGAUAGCGAAGACCAGAAAUGUCGUUGUACAUGCAAGUUUGGCAAACUGUGCGCUCAUUGCCGCAUUCGAAAGCUCUGCGCUGACAUCUUUCAGAGCAAGGAGACGAAAGAAACUUGUCCACCGGUUGCACCAAAAACAUCUGAGGACUUUUGCGUUGUAAACAAUACCGAUUGCCGUCCAUAUUUGGCGCGUGUGUUCUCUGAGCUGCGCGAUCUGUACGACAUUAAAGACACUACAAAAAAGCCGUCCGAAUUUGAAGAGCAAUGCGAGGAGUUGAUACCGUAUCCCACCGAAAACCAAACCAACUCCGAAAAGAACACCAAGAAAAAGAGCAAAGACUGUGACGAGCGCGCUAAGUUUACAAAAAAAGCAUUUUCGUCAAAGACCUUGAUCAAGCCCAAGGUGCAGCAUAUGGACAAGAAGUAUCCUGGAAUUCAAGUCGGCCACAAGGAUUGCAUUAAUCAACCAGGUGCCGUGCCGCGUCAUCAUGGCUGGAACUGGACCACGAGCAAAGAGGCGCGCAAACAUGGCUGGCAGCCGGGUGCCAUACGUAAGCCCAUCAAGAACCUAAUGAAGUUCUUUUUACAUAACUCAGGCCAGAAGACUCCCUUUAGCGAGUGCAAAAAGAUCGAGGAGGCGGAAAAAGAGAGGGAACGUCAAUUACCGGUGCUUAAUGUUGUCAAGAGAAAUGGCGAGAUAUUCAUCACAUUGCGACCACUUGGCACCUCUGACCUGAACAUGAAGCCCAUUGUCUUCAAGGUGGUCAAGAGCGAGCUAGCCGUGGCUAUGCGCGAAAUUAAACGCAAACUCAAGGACUUGGGCUUCAAGAAAUGUACGUGCCACAAAUCGGUUAUGAUGUGUGUCUGCCGUCACUACAUGGAGAAAAAGGAGCUGGAGAAGGAAUUGAACAGGGAAUGCGUCCGUCGCGGCAUGCCCUCGUGCGUCGACCAUUUGACGCUCACGGAUACCAGUGACAGCGAGCUGGAGUUCGACUUCGAUGUAACACCGCCGGCAGGCGUUGUCAAGCCACCGCAGCGAAACAAACCGCGCACCAUCAACAACGGCACACAGACGCUUAAGACCGAUCUGCGCGUGGUACCCAAGUACCCCAUCAAACUGAAUCCCUACUGGCGCACCUAUGAUUGCGCUGUAGGCGAUCGAUUCACGGGCACAGCGUUUGGCGCGCCCGGCGAGGAGGUCUUUGAGGAUGGCGCCUUUGGCUUCUUUGGCGGGGGGCCACACGGUAUGUCCGUGUGUCCAGGCGGGCGUCCGAAACUUCGCAGUAUUUGGGGACCUGGGCCCGGAGGGCCGAUGCGUGGUGGUCUCGGUCCUGCAGCUAUGAAGGGCUUCCCUGGCGGUGGCAAAACAGGACCAUAUGCAGAAGCCAAAAAGGGUAACAGUGAAUUCAUUCCGGUAAAAAUGCCCGAACGUUUCUCCAAGGGAGCAAAGGAGGCAGCUAAGGCUGCAGCCGAGGAAAAGAGAAAGGCAGAGGAGAAACGUAAGAAGGGCACAAACAUGAUGGAAUAUUUGAAAUCACAUAAGCCUACCAAGUGUGGCACCGAUAUUGCUAAAAACAGCCCGCAGUGCAACCGCCGCAAGCUACUGGAGAUGCCAGUGCCACCCUUGUGCGAGAUUAAGCGACGUGGCAAGCCCUACGAUCCAUGUCUGCCCGUGUGCUACGACUUUUGUGGUCGACCCUACGAUCCUCGCUUCAUUUGUUAAUUACCUAAUAAGCAACAGAAAUAGCAACGAUGGUUGAUGAACGUGGGAAAUUCAAACUAUCACUAUGUUUAUAGGCAACAAGAAAAUCGGAUUUAUGCUUGUUUUUAGAGUUCUAAAUUUCCUCACAGAUGUACAAGGUAGUGCGGCACCAGAAACAAAAGUUAAAUUUUCACAAAAUACUAUUUUACGUAAAUCCAAAAUAGCAAAUUGCCGAAUAAAACAAAAUAAAUUCUUUAAAAAGUGAAAAAAGUU